Messenger RNA from Impatiens glandulifera, 1332 nucleotides. Its product is annotated as cytochrome b561 and DOMON domain-containing protein At3g25290-like. The transcript has 3 exons. The coding region runs from base 69 to 1202 and encodes 377 amino acids. NCBI's taxonomy places the organism in Eukaryota, Viridiplantae, Streptophyta, Magnoliopsida, Ericales, Balsaminaceae. The record is from RefSeq and is a predicted model, not a curated record.
UCUGCCACACUUUCUCUCUCCUGUCGUCACUCUCUCUCUCUCUUCUCUGAAACGGUUGCCCUUCAUCAAUGGCAGCUUUUCUUUUUCGUGUUCUUAUUCUAUGUGGUUUCUUGGCCGUUUCGUUAAUCUCAUCUUCACAAGCGCUCACAUGCACAUCUCAGAAAUUCACAAACAACAAGCUCUAUAAUCACUGCAGCGAUCUUACACAACUGUCAUCUUAUCUCCAUUGGACUUACGAUGCUUCCAAAUCUUCUCUAUCAAUCGCCUUUGUCUCGUCUCCCUCAAAGACCGAUGGAUGGAUUUCAUGGGCCAUUAAUCCGACCUCUACUGGAAUGGCAGGUUCUCAGACAUUAGUCGCUUUCAAGGACUCAAACGGAUCGAUGGUGGUGAAGACGUAUAAUAUAAGUUCGUACUCUUCGAUUUUAGAGUCGAAGCUUUCCUUUGAUGUGACGGAUAUGACCGCUGAUUACUCAAACGGCCAGAUGAGGAUAUUCGCGGCGAUUACAUUGCCGGAGAGUUUGGGAACGACGAUUAAUCAGGUCUGGCAGAUUGGUCCGGCGGUUACGGACGGUUUUCCGGCGAAACAUGACUUUUUAGCGCAAAAUCUGGCUUCGAAGGGGACGCUGGAUUUGUUGAAUGGACAGAGUAAUACUGCAAGCGGUACUGAUUCGAGAACCAAAAGAAAAAAUAUCCACGGAAUAUUGAAUGGUGUGAGUUGGGGAAUCCUGUUUCCCGUAGGAGUGAUUAUCGCGAGAUACUUAAGAACGUUUGAGUCUGCUGAUCCGGCAUGGUUUUACCUUCAUGCUUCCUGCCAAUUAUCAGCCUACGCCAUUGGUGUUGCAGGUUGGGUUACCGGACUGAAGCUCGGGAGUGAAUCUGUAGGGGUGCAGUACUCUGAUCAUCGUAAUCUUGGGAUCACGCUGUUUAGUCUUGCGACGGUUCAGAUGUGUGCUUUGUUCUUGAGGCCUAAGAAGGAGCAUAAGUUUCGAUUAUACUGGAAUAUUUAUCAUCACAGCAUUGGAUAUACUAUAAUCGUUAUCAGCAUAAUUAAUAUCUUAAAGGGUUUUCACAUACUGAGUCCAGAAAAGAUGUGGAAAUCUGCUUACAUUGCGGUGAUAUUAGCCAUUGGAGGACUGGCAAUUGUGUUAGAAGCUAUUACUUGGAUCAUCGUCCUCAGGAGGAAGAAGACGAAUUCAAAGUAGACUGCAGCCGGUACGUACUUAAUUACUCAUCAUUUGUUGUACAUCUGAAGAACCCUACCUAUCUUCUUCUUCUUCUUCAUUUCUAUUUCUCUAUUCCUGGUUCAAUGCUCUUAUACUUCUUGAAAUUAGU